AUGGCACUAUCCAAGGUCACUCGAGUCCCUGUUCUCCGCAACGCCGACUACAAGGCCAAUGGUACCAAGUCUCUUGUCUGGCUCUACAACAAGUACAACAUUACCCCAACUAGACCAGGUCCGUAUCAUCGUGAUGAAAAGAAUCGUCUCAUGAAACGUCAGGACGAUGGCUCUUCGACUGAAGUCACUGCACAAGAUCAGCAAAAUGACGUCUACUAUACUUGUCCAGUCACCAUUGGCACUCCUGGCCAGAAACUUCAGGUGACCUUCGACUCUGGUUCGGCUGACUUUUGGGUCUGGUCCAGUCAUCUCCCUGAAAGUACCAAGAAGAGUGGGACUGCGUCCGGUGCUGCCAUCUAUGAUCCCAACAAAUCCUCCACCCAGAAGCCCAUGGCCGGAAGCACCUGGCAGAUCCGAUAUGGAGAUGGCUCCUCGGCGUCAGGAACAGUGGUUACAGAUGUUGUCAAGGUCGGAGAUAUCACGAUUGAAGGUCAAGCAGUCGAGAUUGCCAGCCAUCUCUCUAACUCUCUCACUACUCAGACUGCCUCGCAGGGCAUCUUAGGCCUGGCCUUUGGCAAUAUCAAUACAGUCACUCCCGUUCCGGUCAAACCCCCGCUUGACAACAUGAUUGCGCAGGAGGACAUUCCCAAUGACCAGGAGAUUUUCACCUGCUACAUGGGCUCUUACAAAGAUGCCAAAGACCCCGACCAUGGCGAAUCGUUUUUCACAUUCGGGAACAUCGACAGUGAGGUGGUCCAUGCGACUGGGGGUGAGAUCUCUUACACGCCGGUCAACGACAGUAACGGAUUCUGGGAGUUCGCUUCAGAAUACGUCGUCAUCAACGGGAAGAAAACCCCGUUACCAGGAAACACCGCCAUUGCUGACACAGGCACAACCCUGAUGAUCAUUGAUGACGACCUUGUCGAAGAGAUCUAUUCUUCCAUCCCAGGAGCGACAUAUGACCAAUCCCAGCAAGGCUGGCUGAUUCCGUCGGAUACCCCUCUUGAGCAGAUCCCUGAUGUCGCUUUCGCCGUUGGAGGGGUAGAGAUUGUUAUCCAGAAGGAACACAUUGCAUUCGCCCCGCUCAAAAACACAGGAAUGGUAUUUGGCGGCAUCCAAGGUCGAGGAAGAUUGCCCUACAAUAUCUACGGUGAUACCUUCUUGAAAUGUGUAUAUGCGGUCUUCGAUGCUGGGAAGAAGCAAUUUGGUGUGGUCCAGAGGGUUGAUCCUACUCAGAAGAUUGCCUUUUAG
Messenger RNA from Fonsecaea nubica, 1251 nucleotides. RefSeq lists its product as hypothetical. NCBI's taxonomy places the organism in Eukaryota, Fungi, Ascomycota, Eurotiomycetes, Chaetothyriales, Herpotrichiellaceae. Gene Ontology annotation, molecular function: aspartic-type endopeptidase activity. Gene Ontology annotation, biological process: proteolysis. Bases 1 to 1251 code for a protein of 416 amino acids. The transcript has 5 exons. The record is from RefSeq and is a predicted model, not a curated record.